AUGGAUAGGUCAAAGUCAUAUAAACUUAAAGCAAUUUUUACCAAUCCGUGGCAGAUAACAUGGCCUGAGAUAGGUGGAGAGCAAACUAUGCAGCUGAUGAACGCACUUUGAAAAGAAUUCCAAGAAAACGCAAUGCCAGAAAUAAGAGUGGAGGUGAAAAGGCAAAAGAUUGAAAAUGCGAAUAUGAUAAAUUAUAGUAAAAACCAAUUGAUUUUAGGGAUCAAUAAAAUUGUGGAAAAUAUUGAUAAGGUUGACUGUGUGAUAAUGAUGAGGAGUGAUGCAAAUGAGUCUAUUCUUGAGCCAUUGCUAAUUUUGUGCAAGAAUAAAGGAGUAAAAGCAAUUUCAGCCAGCUAUGAGCUAGGUAUAGAAAAACUAAGAGACAUUGCAGGCGUUAAAAGACUAGCAGCUUUUGCACUGCCUAAAAUCCAUUGCUUUAAGCUAACCAGACUUUUGAUUGACCAAUUUCAGCCGAAGCCAGCACAAAGUAACCAUUUAAAACCAAAAUCCAAAUAA
Molecule: messenger RNA, 513 nt
Organism: Blepharisma stoltei
Lineage: Eukaryota; Ciliophora; Heterotrichea; Heterotrichida; Blepharismidae
Source: the annotation of a GenBank genome assembly